Molecule: messenger RNA, 261 nt
Organism: Rotaria sordida
Lineage: Eukaryota; Metazoa; Rotifera; Eurotatoria; Philodinida; Philodinidae
Source: the annotation of a GenBank genome assembly
AUGGCUUUAGUUGUCGUAGGUUUAGCAUUAGGAUUAGGCUUAGGUAUUGGAUUACAUAAUGAUAGUCAAAGUUUAACUUUAAUCACAUCGACUAGUGUGAAAUCAAUGAAUAUUAGUGUAACUACGACAUUAAUGAUAACAACAACUACAACAAUUACGAUAAGUACGACAACAACAACUAUCCCAAACGGGACAACAACAGUAACGACAACAACUACUACAACAAGCAGGAUAACAACUACAACAACAAGGACGGUGUAA